Molecule: messenger RNA, 2012 nt
Organism: Drosophila albomicans
Lineage: Eukaryota; Metazoa; Arthropoda; Insecta; Diptera; Drosophilidae
Exons: 5
Coding region: 113-1888 (591 amino acids)
Source: RefSeq, a predicted model, not a curated record
CUUGUUUUGAAAACUGCUUUUAGUUUUCUCCUAAUUUUUAUUUCUAUAUAUAACAUUUUAAAUUGUUUUGUAAAGUGCAUAUUUUAUUCAUCUGCUAAAUUCCUAGUCAAAUAUGGACCAAGAAAUUGAUCCCGAAUUGUCAACGAAAUCUUCUCAAAUGCAGCAAACAAAUGAAGUAUCUUUAAUAGAAGAUUUAUCAGACAACCAUUUAACAAACGAGUCUGAACAAAGCGAAGAAGUUCAAGUACCAGAUAAUGUGGAGAAAAAGAGGCAGGACUUUUUACAAAUGAUUGAACAGAAAAUACAAUUGCUGAUGAUAGUACUUCAGAAUGACGAGGGCUCAACGUCCAUUGACUCGGAUGAGGACUUUGUGGCGAUGUUGCUAACAGAUCACACAAAUGAGCUAGAGAGAGAUGAACUUGCAAUGGAUUUAAUACACUUUGAGGAACAACUGCAAUGUGGCAAUGAUGAGGAGACGACGCCAAGAGGAUCGCAACCGGCACAAACUCAGCUUAUUGAGGGGGUGUUGGAAGUGGUCGCAGAAGAUAGCCAGGUUCAACUAGAUAGGGAUGAGGAUGCUACGCAUAGAGGAUCAAAAUUGGAUCAUGACGAACAAACUGAACUUGACGUUAAGCCUGAAUCUGAAACUGAAGUGAAGUCAGAUUUUGUCGCCCAGUUGCUGCUUGACAUAUCACUGCCCAAAACAGACUUUUCCACAUCGGAUGCGGAGCUUAAGCAAAAUGAGCCACAGAAAUCUGAGGAGCCUGCGUCCUGUGAAAGCUCCAUAACAGAGAUGUCAAGUACCUUUGGAACCAUACUCAGCGACUCCUUCAGCCUGCAGAAUUUGCUCGAUACGAGCGGCGUGAUCAACAUAAAAUGGCCAGAAGGUUAUGAAUCUUACUUAACGAAGAAGAUUUUAUCAGUUCUUCAAAACGAAGAAAGCUACAACAUCAAAGUGUAUAUCGGCACCUAUAAAUUCCAUUGUCAACUUGACAUAUUGCAGUUAUACUCGUCGAGUGUUUUGCCCAACCCAAAACAGACGCCAUACAAAAUGCGUUUGCCCGAGGAUCAGGUGAAGCCAGAUGCCUUUAAGGCUAUCUACAGUUGGAUGACACACGACGCGCCCGUCCAGCUGGAGAAGUUCAACAAACGCAGCUUAAUCGAGUUCUACAAGGCUGCGAAGUAUCUAAGCGUUGCCGAGCUCAAUGAUGCCGUCGGCAAUGUGCUGGACAAGAUCAGGCAUGAGGGCGAAGCGUUCGACAUGUUGCUCGCCUUUGCCAGGUUUGGAUUGACGGACUUUGAGCAGCUCUUUCUAUCCAGAAUUAGUCGUUUCUUUCUGACCAUUGUCUCUUCGCUGGAGUUCAUGGAGUUGUCGUUGAGUUCUAUACGCCAGCUACUCAGCAGCAGUUUUUUGGGCGUCAACAGCGAGAUUGAAGUCUUCUAUGCUGCUGUGCGCUGGCUUAGCCACAAUUGGCCACAGCGUCGGUUUCAAACGCAGGAUGUCGUUAGCUGUGUCCGCUUUAACCUGCUGCCUCCCAUAUUUCUGCGCUUCCUGCAGGAGCCACAGAACACGCAGGUCAUGGACUGCAUUGCCAGUUCUAGCUUGGUAAAGGAGAUGAUUAACCAGGCCUUUGUGUACACUUCUGCGGAGCUCUACUCGCAGGAUCCCAAGGAUCAUCUGAUGUUGCAGUUGCCUGAUUAUGUUGCAACGGUGCCUCGCAAGUGGCUGUUUGAUCCAAAGUGUUCGUAUCACACUAAAAUCGCCUGCAACAUGCGGCAGACCUUCAGCUACGAACAGUUUCUCGAGUAUCUGGGUAUGUUGCAGCACAACAAGCCCGAGGAGUGGCAAGAGCUCAAGUAUCUGAACGAAACAACGAUUAGCUGCUGACCACGUGAGGGGGUGUCAUUGUGACACACACACACGCACACACACGCAGAGUGGUGUUUGGCAACAUUUGGCAAGUUAUUCAAUUUGGGGAGUCAUCGUUUUUUAAUAAGACAGCUAAAUGCGA